This is a messenger RNA of Psylliodes chrysocephalus, 1439 nucleotides long. The record is from the annotation of a GenBank genome assembly. NCBI's taxonomy places the organism in Eukaryota, Metazoa, Arthropoda, Insecta, Coleoptera, Chrysomelidae.
GAAACAUUGUCAAAUAAAUAUCUUGACUGGUAAAAAGUCACCAGACGUUUAGAGAAAAAUGUUUUCAUCGGGAUAUUUUCUGCCUUCCGGAAACGUUUCUUGUUAUGUGACAGGUUCUUCUGAAUUGUUAGUGCCUGGACGAGUUACUGCUAGCAGUGGGAUUCCUCAGGGAUCGGUUACGGAGCCUUUGGAUCCUGAGACGCUGGUGGGUCAACCUGACGUUCAGCAGAUAUCUGUAAGAUUGUCAACCACCGGAAUAAUAGAACUUGAAGAACAAUUCAAUUCAACAUGGUCGCCUUCCACGCACUGGAUUAGAGCUCUUCGACUUUCAGACGAUUGUCAUUCUUACAAUCUACAGUUAAAAUUACAACCGUAUAACUCUCUGAAGACGUCUCAACCGCCGAAACUUAUAUUACAGGCCAUGAGGCCCAUAGAAAUUGGACAAGAGUUGCAAUUGUGGUUUUCCGAAGAUAUUUUAGCGAUGUUGCAGAUGGUUUUUUUAACACCAGCAAAUAUACAAGGUCAAAAAAAGUAUGUCUGCAACCGUUGUUCAACGUUAUACGAAUCACCUAACCCCUUGAAACUCCACAUAACACUCGGUUGUGGAAAAUUAUCGAUUUCGACCCUAUGGAAAAAAUUAUCCAACGCUAUGAACGACAAUUUUCAAAAUGUAGGAAAAGAAGAAAGUUUUCAUUUUCAGCUCUAUUUGGGCCAACAAGUAAAUAAACAAAAUACGGCAAUGGAUUUAACUAAAAACACCGAGGCAAGCCGAUUGUAUAGACCUUAUGAGAAAGAAUCGUCUGCUUUUAAACCUUUCAAAAAAGAAGAAAGUAAUAAUUGUACUAGGGAGUAUGAUAGUCUUAGUAAGAAUGAACAAAUUAAUUUAGCCCUUCCACCUCCCCUACUUCCAACUUGUUUCGACCACAUGGCUAACCCCGUAUACAAUGACGAAGCCCAAAUAGAAACGUUAGUGAGCAGUUUAGGAAAAUCCAGACAAGGCCAUAUUUGUCUCUAUUGCGGUAAAUGUUAUUCGCGCAAAUACGGAUUAAAAAUUCAUAUUAGGACACACACUGGUUACAAACCGUUGAAGUGCAAAUUUUGCAGCAGGCCAUUUGGAGAUCCAAGUAAUUUAAAUAAACAUGUCAGGCUUCAUGCGGAAGGGAAUACUCCUUAUAGAUGUGACCUUUGUGGAAAAAUCUUGGUAAGACGACGUGAUUUAGAAAGGCAUUUAAAAUCAAGACAUAUGUUAGAAACUCAUCCUGGAAUGAAUUUAUUGGUAGAUUCUCCUGUUGAUAAAAAAACUACUAGCGAUGAAGAAUCUAAAUCAAGCACAAAUUAAAAAAAGUUAAAUAUUUUUUGUAAAUAUUUUGUAUAAAAAAAUAAUUUUGUGAAGAUGUUUUAUAUUUUUGUUUGUUGAAGAAUAAAUAAAUUAUUACCUG